CGGUAUUUUUUGUAUUUUUUUUGGUUUUUAAAUCUCUCAGUUUCAGGAGCCCUUCGGUACCUCUCAUCCAGAAUCCUGCAAAAAUAGCGAAAUAAAGGAUCUUUGCUUCUUUUCUUCUCCUCCCUCGACGCCGGAGAAAUGUUUGAGACUUCCAAGAUCUACUUUUGACUCCAUUAGAGGGGAACUGAACAAGCUUCAACUCUUAAGAAUGGAGGGAGGAGGCACAUUCUCAGGCACUGGCAAUGGAAAUCAUAUUGAGAACAAAGUUGUUCAGAAUUUUCAGAAGAGUUUUGUUCAAGUUCAGAACAUCUUGGAUCAGAAUCGCCUUCUCAUUCAAGAAAUCAAUCAGAAUCAUGAAUCCAAGAUCCCCGAUAACCUCAGCCGCAAUGUCGGUCUCAUCAGAGAGCUAAACAACAAUAUCAAGCGAGUCGUCGACCUUUAUGCUGACCUCUCCUCCUCCUUCGCCAAAUCUAUCGAGUCUUGUUCCGACGGCGAUUCGUCUGCCGGCACAAUGCGCUCUGAUGCUAAGAAGAGAAUUCGAUCGAGCUGAAGAUUGUAUGAUGCUCGAGAAACCAGAGAAAUCUUUUGGCAAAGAGACAAUAAUGGUGGUAAGGAUCGAAAUCCUUUUGAUGAUUGAUAGCAUUCAUAGAUUGACAAAAAAAAAGAAGAGGAAGAGGAUGAAGGUGUGUGAGAGUAGAAAAGCUCUUGAGUUGAAACAUAAUUAUUGAUAUGAUCCCAUGUAAUUGUUUGAACUCCUUGCUAUCUAAUUGGGAUUGAGAUAAUCAUUAUGGAUGGUAUCUAUUGAAGAUAAGAUUAUGAAAAA
Messenger RNA from Dendrobium catenatum, 823 nucleotides. Its product is annotated as protein ELF4-LIKE 3-like. Gene Ontology annotation, biological process: entrainment of circadian clock; positive regulation of circadian rhythm. The record is from RefSeq and is a predicted model, not a curated record. The transcript has 2 exons. The coding region runs from base 209 to 550 and encodes 113 amino acids. Lineage: Eukaryota; Viridiplantae; Streptophyta; Magnoliopsida; Asparagales; Orchidaceae.